Messenger RNA from Argentina anserina (silverweed cinquefoil), 1583 nucleotides. RefSeq names its product flavonoid 3'-monooxygenase CYP75B137-like. Lineage: Eukaryota; Viridiplantae; Streptophyta; Magnoliopsida; Rosales; Rosaceae. The coding region runs from base 36 to 1583 and encodes 515 amino acids. The transcript has 2 exons. The record is from RefSeq and is a predicted model, not a curated record. Gene Ontology annotation, molecular function: monooxygenase activity; iron ion binding; oxidoreductase activity, acting on paired donors, with incorporation or reduction of molecular oxygen.
CUCCAUAUCUGAUUAUCUUCCUGCACAUUCCAGACAUGGAAUCCGAUUCCGGAAGCAUCAAAAGCAGCGGCGGAACUUGGGGCGUGGUUGUCACGCUCUCCCUCGUUGUUCUCUGGUACGCGCGGCUCUACCUCUACAGGAGACCAAAUUCAAACUCGCGUCUCCCGACAGGUCCCCGCGGGCUCCCAUUGGUCGGGAACCUUCUCUCCUUACACCCGGACCUCCACUCCUACUUCGCGGGCCUGGCCCACACCUACGGCCCAAUCUACAAGCUCCGCCUCGGCACCAAGCUCGCCGUCGUCAUCACCUCCCCCUCCCUCGCCCGCGAGGUUCUCAGGGACCAUGACGUCAUAUUCGCUAACCGCGACAUCCCCGCCGCGGGACGGGCGGCCACGUACGGCGGAGCCGACAUUGCGUGGAGACCUUACGGCGCGGAGUGGCGGAUGCUGCGGAGGGUCUGCGUCGUCAAUAUGCUCAGCAAGGCCACGCUGGACUCGGUCCAGGACCUCCGCCGCAAGCAGGUGAGAAAAAUGGUCGGGUUCUUCUACGGUCGGGUCGGGUCGCGGGUGAACGUCGGCGAGCAGAUAUUUCUGAACACGAUGCACGUGGUGACCGACAUGCUGUGGGGAGGGACGGUGCAGGAGGAGGCAGCCGGGGAGGGGAGGGAGUUCCGGGAAGUGAUUUCGGAGCUGACGGGGCUGCUGGGAAAGCCCAACGUUUCGGACUUUUAUCCGGGUUUGGCCCGGUUUGACUUACAAGGCGUGGUCAAGCAGAUGGACGGCAUAGUGAAGAGGUUUGACGAAAUAUUCGAGAGAGUGAUAGAUCAACGGCUGAGGAUGAUGAAGGAAGGCAUUAAGGAGAAGGAGGGGAGUACAGAUUUUUUGUCCUUUUUACUGAGGUUAAAAGACGAGGGAGAUUCCAAGACGCCCCUUACCAUAAUACACAUCAAAGCCUUGUUUAUGGAUAUGAUUACGGCUGGGACGGAUACAUCCUCAAAUACAAUCGAAUUUGCAAUAUCAGAAGUCAUGAACAAACCAGAAGUGUUGGAAAAAAUCAAUCAAGAAUUAGAAGCUGUUGUUGGCAAAGAAAACAUUGUAGAAGAGUCUCACAUUCACAAACUACCUUACUUAUAUGCUGUGAUGAAAGAAACACUGCGCUUGCACCCAGUUGUGCCUCUAUUAAUCCCACAUUGCCCAAGUGAGACAUGCACCGUGGGAGGUUAUACUAUUCCGAAGGGGUCUCAGAUUUUUGUUAAUGUAUGGGCUAUACAUAGGGACUCUUCCAGUUGGGAAAACCCAUUGGAGUUUGAUCCAACUAGAUUCUUGGACAGUGAAUGGGAUUAUACUGGGAAUGACUUCAGGUAUUUUCCUUUUGGGUCUGGGAGAAGAAUAUGUGCAGGGAUAGCAAUGGCUGAAAGGAUGGUGAUGCAUGCGCUUGCUACACUGCUGCAUUCUUUUGAUUGGAAAAUGCCACAGGGAGAGGAAUUGGAUCUUUCUGAGAAGUUUGGUAUAGUAUUGAAAAAGAAGAUGCCUUUGGUUGCCAUUCCAACUCCAAGGUUAUCAGAUCCAGCCCUCUAUAUAUAA